AUGAUCAUUCACGUUGAUGUCUUGAUGAUUUUCGCGCGGACGCAAAAACACAUCGACGACAUCAAGCGUGAACUCAAGACGGACUGUAGCAUCAAGGGACGGACGGAGCUCGGUGAACUAAAGUACUGCCUUGGUAUUGAACUGAAGCGUGACAUUAACAGCAAGACAAUUCGGUUGAAUCAACGUGGAUACAUCAAGCGUCUUGCAGAGAAGUAUGGCAUCGACAAAUGCAAGGACGUGCACACGCCGACUAAUGAAGGUUAG
Messenger RNA from Peronospora matthiolae, 264 nucleotides. NCBI's taxonomy places the organism in Eukaryota, Oomycota, Peronosporomycetes, Peronosporales, Peronosporaceae. The record is from the annotation of a GenBank genome assembly.